Messenger RNA from Thecamonas trahens ATCC 50062, 507 nucleotides. RefSeq lists its product as uncharacterized. NCBI's taxonomy places the organism in Eukaryota, Apusomonadida, Apusomonadidae. The transcript has 2 exons. The record is from RefSeq and is a predicted model, not a curated record. The coding region runs from base 1 to 507 and encodes 168 amino acids.
AUGGACCUUCCCAAGAUUGUGCUCUGUGGGGUGGGCAGUGCAGCGAUGGCCGAGCUGGCUGAGAGUGCAGGACUUGGCACGGACGCCGUCCACGACGUCGGCGUAGACGCCUGCGCGGUCGAGCUGCCGGCGCUCGCCGAGGUGUGGAACGCGCCCGAGGGCGAGGCGCUCGCAGCGCUUGCAGGCGGCGCCGCCGCCGUCGUCCUCACGUACACGGUCGACGACAGAACGAGCUUCAACGGGUUGAGGCGCUGGCUCUCGCUGCUGGAUGCGCUCGGCUACGGCAGUCUCCGCUUCGUCCUUGGCCUCGGCACGGCAGCCGACGUGCCGGCCCACCACGCGGCGCAGCGGGAGGCCUUUCUCGCGCGACGCGGCCUCGCCCACUGUCUCGUGCACGAGAGCCAGGCUGUAGUCGACGGUAUUGCCAGAGUGGUUGCAGCCGUCGAGGAGGUGCGGCCGAUCAAACGGGCCCGCGGAAGCAGCGGAAGCCGGCGACACGGGCUGUGA